AGGCUCCGUCCGAGCGCCGCGUCAGCCUCGUCACAAAACUCGAAGUUAGUCUCGCAAUGGCGUUAGUGGGAGGUGGUCGUGUGUUCGUUUAGUCUCAAUUCAACCCGAGCGGACACCGGCCCAAAAUAUUAGCUUGUCUAUACGCGUUCGAAUUGCACGAAUUUAAUUCUAGUAAUUCCGUGUUAAUAAAGCGAGAUUCGCCACCACGGACAGACAAAUUUUGGUACGAUAUCCUCUCAGGGCGAAUCAUUUCAAGAUCAUGAUCAUCUCAUCAUAGUUCCUUCUUCGUUUAUAAGUGUUUGUGUUCUGUGAACAUUAGUGUGUAUUUGUGACAGUGACAGUGUUAUAGUGUUGUGAUGGAUCCCGGAUCCCCCUCCUUGUUGUUUCCGUUGCGCCUGAGCAAGCCUGCAGUGACGGUUCCCGUGCCGGCUACUGGAGAGCACAGCAAAGCGGAUGAGCGGGCGCAAUCACCUUCGCUUGCGGACCGCUUGUCAGCCGCUCCAUCGCCAUCGAGCCCAGCACCGCCCAGCCCUGCACCCCCCCAACACCAGUUCCAAGCAGCCCUGGUGGCUGAAAAGUAUCUCUUACUGGAACAAGUCGAAGGCUCAUCGCUUUGUCGGUGUGUGGACGUGCGCACACAAGAGGAAUAUGUUUGCAAAGUGGUAUCAAGAGACUGCAGUAGCCUCCUCCAAGCGCACUACCGCCUCGACGGUCACCCAAAUGUAAACCCUAUCCACGAAGUUCUGGUUGGGGAUAAGAGGGUGUACCUUAUAUUUCCAAGGUCGCACUCCGAUCUCCAUUCCUAUGUGAGGGCGAGGAAAAGGCUAAGGGAACACGAAGCUCGGAGACUGUUCAGGCAAAUGGCGGAAACUGUUGCUGCGUGUCACGAACAAGGGAUCGUCUUACGAGACCUCAAGUUAAGGAAAUUCGUCUUUGCCGAUCCUCAAAGGACGACACUAAAGCUUGAGUCGUUAGAAGAUGCUGUCGUGUUAGAUGACCCUGAAGAAGAUCUCCUUCAAGAUAAGAGAGGGUGUCCCGCGUACGUGUCGCCCGAGAUACUCCGAGCCCAUCGGACGUACUCGGGCAGAGCCGCCGAUAUGUGGUCGCUCGGCGUCAUUCUAUACACCAUGCUGGUUGGAAGGUAUCCGUUCAACGACUCGGAGCAUGCAUCGCUGUUUGCGAAGAUAUCUCGCGGAUUCUUCGUAGUGCCGGAAUGCUUGUCAUCGCGAGGCAAAUGCUUGAUCCGCUCCCUGUUGCGGCGGGAGGCGUGCGAGCGGCUGAGCGCGCGCGACGUGCUGCGCCACCCGUGGCUGGCGCGCGACCCGCGCAACGAGCUGCCGCCUCGUGCCGCCGCCUCGCUCGACCGCCUCGUGCCCGACGUGCCCAUGGACGAGGACCUCGUCUAGCACCGCCCCGCGACUGGUGCUGGCGCCAGUUCCGAGCACGUGUCAUCCUUCAAUAGCACAACUAGGGUUGCCAUUCGCGAAGAUUCUGAAGAUUCAUAGAACGAAUUCUAUAUCAUAAGUCCAAGUCAAAUCUACAGUUUAAUUUGGUGAAUGCCAACCCUCCACGCGGCCCGGUCCCUGCGCUCGCACACCGACGGCCUAUAGUUUUCAUUUAAUCCGGCCUAAAUCCGUGUAAGCUUGCGGUCACUGACUGAAAUGUCGGAUCCCGCGCUCCGUCGAUGUUUGAAUUUCAGCAAUUAGUAUCCCAAGCCAAAUAAAGGUCUCUAUCGAGAUUUUAAUUUAGUGAUUACGGGACGGGCGAAGGCGGCGGGUCCGUUAUCCGCCCGUCCGCUUAAUUUAUGAAGUAGAAGCGAACGGUACCACAAUAAGAAUCGCAUAAUCGAUACAUAUUAAACGUACACUUUUAGUAGUAUAAUAAAUUGUAUGCGGCUUUUAUUGGCGCUACGUCGGCUUUUACAGCUGUGGUAUAAGUAAAGUUCGUAAUGACAGAAUAAGUGAGACUGAUAUCGCGUUUUUGUGAUCUAACUAUGAAAUAUAAGCGAUCCAUCUCGCUUCGCACGCGGGUCGGCCCCGGCUCGUGUACGGAGCGUUCUGUUAACUACUGCGGUAAUUCCUGUUAAGCCAAUUAAUUAUAUCGAUUUCACAUCAAUAUAGAUGGAUAUAUUGCAUUGAAAUUGUGGCUGUAGUUUUAGGUGAACUACCUAGGUGUGUAUAUUUUGUAUUUAUAUGAAAAAUAAUAAAUUUAUAUCGUGUAAUUGUGAUCUCCACCGAUGUUAUUUAGCGAUUACUUGAUUGCCAUUAUGUUGUUGUACAAAAGGGAAUGUCUUUUGUUUAACGACGAUCAGUUGCUUCCAUCAUAGAGUAUUAUAUUUGAUUUUUUGGUUAAUCUAUAUCAUGAUUAUGUAUUCGGCAUAUAUAUGUGUGAAUUAAAUAUUUUGUUAUAAACUUUAUCGAUCAAAAUUAUGUUAUUCGCAUCACCAUGUACCGAAUAAGAUCGUAGUUUGGUUUGUGCCAUUUAUUUAAUUUUAAUUAAUUUAUUCGUUGUUUUAAUUGACGGUGUGACGGCGGCACUUCUUCCUAAUAUUUAAUUAUAUCAUUUGGUACUUGGUGUUGAGUUGAAAUCGAUUUGUUAUUUGAAAUCAUUAUUUUUUUUUAUAAAUUGAAUCGUUUAAAAAAAAUCGAUAAUGUUACCAUGAUGAUCAAAAUUGUUGUUUUUAUUUGUAAUUUUCAGUCUUGUUGCAUUGUCUUUUUGAAUUCCUGUUUGAUCUUUCAUAGAAUUGAAAGUGAUUUCGAUAUAGUCAAGUCUUUCAAUUUUGAAAGCGUACUGUACAAUAGUUUACUGUAUAAUAUACUAUUAAUACAUUAAUUUAUACAAACUGUAAAUAAACUAAGAUAUAAUAAGGUUAUCAAAAAAAGAAAGAAAUGAUAGAGGGAAUAAAUAAUUUAGA
This is a messenger RNA of Nymphalis io (European peacock), 2914 nucleotides long. Its product is annotated as tribbles homolog 2-like. The transcript is spliced from 5 exons. Gene Ontology annotation, biological process: positive regulation of proteasomal ubiquitin-dependent protein catabolic process; regulation of MAP kinase activity; protein phosphorylation. Bases 357 to 1406 code for a protein of 349 amino acids. Gene Ontology annotation, molecular function: protein kinase activity; mitogen-activated protein kinase kinase binding; ATP binding. NCBI's taxonomy places the organism in Eukaryota, Metazoa, Arthropoda, Insecta, Lepidoptera, Nymphalidae. The record is from RefSeq and is a predicted model, not a curated record. Gene Ontology annotation, cellular component: nucleus.